AUGGAUUUAAUAAACUCUACUGAACAAAACAGUACAUCAGAAGAACUAUUCAAAUGGGUGACAUCUAAGAUUCUCAUUUCCAUUACCCUGUCUGUGCUUGCACUAAUGACAACGGCUAUCAAUUCUCUCGUGAUGACUGCAAUAAUUGUGACAAGAAAGCUCCACCACCCCGCCAACUAUCUAAUCUGCUCUCUUGCAGUGACUGAUUUCCUUGUGGCAGUCCUAGUGAUGCCCUUCAGCAUUGUCUAUAUUGUAAAGGAGACUUGGAUCAUGGGGCAAGUGGUGUGUGACAUUUGGCUGAGCGUGGACAUUACAUGUUGCACAUGUUCCAUCUUGCAUCUAUCUGCCAUUGCUUUGGACCGGUACAGAGCAAUCACAGAUGCUGUGGAAUAUGCACGGAAAAGGACACCUAAGCAUGCUGGCAUCAUGAUUGCAGUGGUAUGGAUCAUAUCCAUUUUUAUCUCCAUGCCACCUUUGUUUUGGCGGCACCAGACAACCAGCAGGGAUGAUGAAUGCAUCAUCAAACACGACCACAUUGUUUUCACCAUUUACUCAACUUUUGGCGCCUUCUACAUCCCCCUGGCCUUGAUUCUGAUCCUUUAUUAUAAGAUAUACAAGGCAGCAAAGACAUUUCACAGAAGAAGUGUCAGCCGGAUCAUAAGGGAGGAGGUAAAUGGACAAGUCCUUUUGGACACAGGCGAAAGAAGCACCAAAUCAGCUUCAAUGCCCAGCACAGCAGAGAAGACAUCAGAUCCCCUGGUGAACUGUGAUAAAAUCAAUACCACCCUACGAAGCCCCAGGUCUGAAUCUAAGCAUGAGAAGUCCUGGAAAAAGCAGAGAAUUUCUAGCACAAGAGAGCGAAAGGCAGCAACUACGCUGGGUCUGAUCUUGGGGGCAUUUGUGAUCUGCUGGCUCCCUUUUUUUGUAAAAGAAGUAGUUGUUAAUACCUGUGAAAGAUGUCACAUCUCAGAAGACAUGUCUAAUUUCCUAGCAUGGCUGGGAUAUAUAAAUUCCCUUAUUAACCCCCUAAUCUACACAAUCUUUAAUGAAGAUUUCAAGAAAGCCUUCCAGAAGCUUGUGCGGUGUAGACAAUACCUUUAA
Molecule: messenger RNA, 1101 nt
Organism: Leptosomus discolor (cuckoo roller)
Lineage: Eukaryota; Metazoa; Chordata; Aves; Leptosomiformes; Leptosomidae
Gene: HTR1F
Product: 5-hydroxytryptamine receptor 1F
Biological process (GO): positive regulation of MAPK cascade; adenylate cyclase-activating adrenergic receptor signaling pathway
Cellular component (GO): plasma membrane
Molecular function (GO): G protein-coupled serotonin receptor activity
Source: RefSeq, a predicted model, not a curated record